UGGCUUUAAGAAAGUUGACAGUGUUUUUAUUUCAGAUUCAUGGGAAUAACCAUGUGAAGUUAUGCCAUAAUUCCAUUUGAUGGUUUCUUUAUGGGCAUUUAAUUCAAGUGGUUUGGGCUAUCAGGAUGUGAAAUGAAGGCAGCUUCCCUGUCAACACUCCUCCAUGAAGAAUCUUCAUGAACAAUAAAUUAUUGUGAACUUCUGUACAAGUUCACUUGAGUCUCUUCUCCUCAUGACCAUCUCUCCUGACAAAAUAUGUGAUUCCUCAGAAACCUUAUGCCCUGAGGUGGAAGCACUUUUGACUACUUCAUUUAGUCAAAAAGUGGUUGCAGAGCCACACACAUGCCAGCAUGUAUGCCAAUAACUGUAAUGGGGAUGCUGGGAAAGUUCCUGGCUACAUGCAUCCCAGCAAUGCAAUAAACAUGAACAAUGGGCCUCCAAUGAAUAUGGCCUCAAGUAAUGAGGCAUCACUUAUGCCACCUACCAGUACAAUGAACAUGCUUCCUGUGAAUGCAAUGAGCAUGGCUGGUAACAAUCCAGGGAACGUGGCUUCUGGCAAUACAGGCAUGAUGCAAAAUAGUGGCAUGAAUAUUAUGCACAAUAAUGGUAUGAAUAUGAAUGUCUCUGCAAACAUGCAAAUGCCCAAUGGUGGAGUAAAUAUGAUGCCUGGUAGUGUAAUGAAUGUGGCUCCAAAUAAUGUUAAUCAUUCCAUGAAUAUGGGUCCAAAUAGUAUGAACAUGAUGCCCAAUCAUGCAAUGAAUAUGAUGCCGAAUAACACCAUGAAUAUGAUGCCUGGAAGCCCCAUGAAUAUGCCACCAAACAAUGUGAACAUGGUACCCAACAAUGCUAUGAACAUGAUGGCCAAUGGUGUGCCUAACAUGGCUGCAAAUGCUGCUAUGAGUAUGGCUUCCAAUGGCCAAAUGAACAUGGGACCUAAUGCUCCCAUGAAUAUGAUGCCCGGCAACGCCAUGUACAUGAUGCCCAAUAAUGUUGGUAGUUUGUCAAAUAAUGCAAUGAGCAUGAUGGGUUCCCACUCCAUGAACAGACCUGUCAAGAAGUGUGUCAGCAUGACCCAGUAUCAUGCAGCAAGUAUGGGAUCCAACAUCCCUGCCAACAACCAUGGCCCAAACGCUGCUAAUGUAUCACCAAGUGCAAUAAAUUUUCAUUCUAAUAAUUCUGCAUGCAUCAAUAGUGGUAUAAAUGUGGUGUCAAAGAAUGCAUUGAACCAGUCUUCUAGCAGUGUUAUGAACGUGACUCCCAGUGUCGGCACAAGUGUGCCUUCCAGCAACAGUAUGAAUAUUCCCGGCCAGACGGCAGCCAAUGGCAUGAACAGUAGUAGUAUGAGCAUGACGGGGCAUGGUGGUGUGAAUAUGCCUGGUAUUAACGGCAUGAAUGUCCAAUGCAACAGUGGCAUGAACAUGCCAAACCAUAAUGGCAUGAACACGCCAAGCCACAAUGGUAUGACCUUGCCCAACAACAAUAGUGUAAACAUGCUUAACAGCAAUGGCAUGAUCAUGCAUAACAAUAGCAUGAACAUGUCCAACACUAAUGGAAUGAUCAUGCCUAGCAACAGUGGCAUGAAUAUGCCUAACACUAAUGGCAUGAAUAUGACCACCAACAAUGGGAUGAACAUGAUAAACAACAAUGGCAUGAAUAUACCCAGCAACAGUGUCAUGAACAUGCCUAGCAACAAUGGCAUGAACAUGCCAAGCAACAAUGGCAUGAACAUGCCCAGCAACAAUGGCAUGAAUAUGAUGAGUAACAACGGAAUGAACAUGAUGAGCAACAAUGGAUUGAAUAUGAUGACCCAUAAUGGCAUGAAUAUGCCUAACAACAAUGACAUUAGUCUCUCCAGCAACAAUGGCAUGAAUAUGCUAAGCAAUAAUGGGAUGAAUAUGCCAGGUAAUGGUGGCAUGAACAUGUCUGCCAGCGGUGGUGUGGGCUUGUGUCACGCACGAAUGAUGUGCGGGCCACGUCUGCCAGGACCUAUGGUGGGUGCCAGUGGACUGGGAAGCAUGGGCUGUGUGGGCUCACUUGGUGAUGGAAGCUGCUCUGCAUACGGUGGGCCAGUGAUGUCACCACCAGCCUUGAGGGCACCCGGGGCCAUUGCUGGUACGGGCUGUUCCCCAGCAGGUGCACCUCUCAUGCACUGCAUGGAUGGUCGCUCAAUGCACUACAAAAGUAACGGCGUCAUGAUGUCGAGAGAUGCAUACAUGGAUGUCUGUGGUGCUAACAAUUGUGGACAGUCCAACCAACACUACUGCCAGCAGCCCAUGGGCUACCAGCAUCAUAUGGGACAUUAUGCUCACCACAAGACUACACCUCAGCAGUUCAUGUGUCACCAGCAACACAUGCAGCAUCCUAAUGCUUUCAUGUGCAAUUCUAUGAUUACUCCUGCCAGGCCUCAGAUGAAUGUUUCCAAGGCAAUGUAUGUUAAUGGAGGAGGUAAUUCUCUGAGCCAGGCGUGUAUGACAUCUGUCGCCAAUUCGUCUCAACAAUUUAAUAAUUAUGGCAGCAUAGGCAACAAAGGAGUAGUGUGUAGUAGCGAGAAACCAGGCUGUGGGACAGAGGCGCAAACUGCAAGUGAAGAGAGCCCACGUUGUGAUAGCGCUUGCUCAUCUUCCAGUGACAAUGCCAACGUGAAUCGCACUUCUGAUGUUCAGCUGCCUCAUUCAGAUCAUCCUGUGGCGACAGCAAUACCUCGUGCUGCAGUACAGAUUGGGCCAGCAAAACGCCCAACGCGAGAUCAACCAAUGAAGUCCGACCAAGAAAUUUCUCCAAAUCAAGAAUUAGCCUCUAAUUACAGUAUGCCUUCUGUUUCUAUUUCCUCUGAUUCGAGUAAUAUUAAAAAUAGCACUUCCCCACAGCCUGCACUCAUUGGAACAAGAACAAACAUUGACACAGAUCAGUUAACUGCUCGUGAUGACUGUUCUUCUGGUUUAAGCCAUUCAAAUUUCAACGGUCCUCGCCAAGCUUGUGGGAUUCCUGGUACUGGGACUGCAACUAAGCCAAACAUGGCUGUCGAGAGUUCCAUUAAUAGUGAUAAUAAUGCUUUUUUGUCCUUGAAUUCGGCACAAGGAAAUAACGGCCCAACUAGCUCAAAACUAUCCUCUCAAAAUGAGCUAAAAAGUUCUUCGUCAGUGUGGCCUUCUCCCAGCAGAUCUUCCAGUUUUGAGCAAAGGCAGCCAGUUAAUGAAUGUGAGAAGGUGCCUCAGCAAAAAGAGCUACCUGGCAUCUCUACUCCUGUGCCUCACAGUAUUACUCCAAGUCCUUCAAUUGAUGCCGAUAAACCAAAUUUCACGAACAAUUAUAGCUCGGAAAACGAAACCAAUAAAGUGGGAUAUGACGGUGCAUCUGUUGACAGUGGCGUCGAUUCAAGUGUGCGGUCUGGUAGCAGUGACAGCGUGCAGCUCAUGUCAGGAAGGUCAUCAACACCUAAUGCAUCUCACAUGAUGGUCGAAAGCCCCAAUGCGUGUAAAAUUUUAUCUACAUCUAGUCAAGUGAAUGUUGUGCCUUCAAAGGAGUGUCAUGUCAGUUUUGCAAAUACUCAAAGCUUCUCUAGUUCAAAUCCUAAUCUAGCUGGAGAUGAAAUAACUCCCACCGCCUACUCAGUAGCUCCUACAAACAACUCUCUGAUGCACUCCACACCAAGUCAUCCUGGAGCACUUCUCGUGGUCGUGCCCUUUGGCUGGAGGCGGAUUAUCUCAGCUAAUCGCGUUGUCUAUGUCAGUCCAAGUGGAAAUGAACUAAGCUCAGCACUUGCAGUAUCACAAUACCUGACUACUGAAGGCACAUGCAAGUGUGGGCUGCAGUGUCCUUUGAAGGUGGCCAGCGUCUUCUGUUUUGACCCAAACGUACCUGACCGGCCCACACUUCCGGCUGAGCUGAACAAUAAAGACGUGCUACAGUCGUGUACUCAUCGCCGCAAGCUGGCAGAUGCCUUCACCAAGCAUAUGACUGCCACCCGACAGCAGCACCUAGGGCUACAGUCGCGCCCCUGUCAUGAAGCUGUGUGUCAUUACAACCACAUGUCUCCUGCUGGCCCUCACACACAGCUCAUUCCUCAUGCUGGGUACCCACCACAUGCAACUCCUCCUCUUCAUCACCAAAUGUCCGCUAACUCUUGUCUUCCUCACCACCACCAACUCCCUCAACCAGCCGCCAGUCACAAGCAAACCGACCCCUGCCCGAAGACUGAACCUGGACCAGCCAGUUGUGACAGCUCCAGUGAUGCCACUCUGACGCAGGCCAUUCAGCCCAAGACUGGUGGUGUCACGCCGACCCACACACAUUCCUCUUCGCAUGGGAAUAGUUCUGCACCGCCCCCUGGCUGCUCAUCCAGCACAGUGUCACCGGGUAGCCUGAGAACAAGCGGCGCCCUCGCAACCAUCGCCAAGUCUCCUGGAGUGUUGAGCUCUACCGCCGUAGUCACGAGCUCCUCUACUGUUACUUUCCCGGCAACAGCUUCCCUCAGCAGUUCUGUGUUGCCUGCUCAAAGUGCCUCAGGAACUGCAUCUAAAACUAUAUCAAUUUCGCCAUCGCCAACAACUGCAUCCGUUUUUUCCAGCUUGCCUUCAAAAAACCCUUUGAAAAAUUCUUUGGCCGUAGCUAGUUCUUCAACGGGAUUUACUGCCAUAGCUGGCACUUCCAUGUGUAUUGCCAUUAAGAAUACCUCUUCCAAUUCUGCUAUCUCGGCUGCUGCGCCUCACUUGCCUAAAUCUAAUCCGUCCUCGUUGAACGUCCCGGUUUCAAAACCAGCCAAUUCAUCAACAAUUGCUUGCAGUUCUAUUCCAAAUCCCGUUAUAUCCGAGAUAUCUAUAAGAAAUAUGGGCACCAAUAAUAGCUUAUCCCCUAAAAAAUUCGCCAGUUGCGCCGCCGAUAUUGUGCUAUCCGCGUCACAAGCAUACGCGACGUCAUCUUCUAUCCUAGUAACAUCGUCGCCGGCGUGCAGCGUGUCGCUUGUGUCAUCCGUGGCUGGUACUGCACCAGUCGUGUCAUGCUCAGCGUCAGCAGCCGAGCCUAUUACUGCUGCUGGUCCGGCUCGAGGACCUGCUAAUGCAGCCGCUAGGUCUGUGUCCUUGGCUGACAAUAAAAAGGGUAACGACGCCGGGUUUGGUUCAAAUGACGCAGUUUGUCCUACUAUUAGCCAUCAGCGGCAGCAACAGUUUAUGCAAAUGGGGCAUCAGAAGCAAAUGAGAAUGAUGAUGCAACCUUCACCAGAGCCUCAAAUGAUGAUGCAGCCUCAAGAAAUGAUCCAUCAUCAGGCUUUCCCAAUUCAGCAGCAAAUGAUGCUCCAAAGUCCGCAUUUUGAACAACGAGGCUUUGCAGCGCAACAUCAAAUGCAGGACCCAUGUCGACCGGGCUUUAUGCGAGGUGGCAUGAUGCAGCCCAUGGUGCCACGCGGCGCAAUGAUGCGAGGUCCUUUCCCGGCCCCGGCAGGAGGGUACCGAAUGCCUAUGGGGCCGCGUAUGGGUUCUCAAUGGCCACCCGAAGAUGACAAGUCUGGAGGCAUCAAGCGACGCCGUGGGGGUGGAGCUGCAAUAAGCAGGGCAAGAAAACGUCCCAAGGUUGCUGACGAAGGAUCUCCUAUUGUUGUGCCUUCCUUCUUGGAGGAUCCAAAUGCUUACCUUGCCCAGCAGACCGCAAUGCUGAACAGCACAAUGGCCGGUGGGCCAGGUCAGUUUUCCCCUCAAGGAUCGGUGGCUUUUCCUAGGCAGACUUGCCCAGUGGAACUCAAGUCAGAUGGUCCCGUGGUAAAUUUGUCAGCAUCUGGCGCUCUAGGGUCUCCGCCGAGUGCCAUGACUCAGAACUGCUCUACAGAUUUGCUCAAUAACUCUUUACAGACAAUCUCAUCGAAGAAUUCCAUUCCCAUCCCUCCAUCCUCUACUAAGCCCAAUAAUACGCUUUUGCCCACUUCAUCUUGUGGUUCAACAACUUUAGGACGAUCCCCCAGUGUUCCUUGUACACUACCAAAUGGCUUGUUGCAGCUCAAGUCUGAAGGAAACGUUUCACUCAGAAAUUCUGAGACAGCAAAAAGUAGCUCAAUAUCAGCAUUGCCGUCCAUGGCCGAAAGCAUAACUAUCACAGCAAUAUGUUCUUCCACGCCGACGCCGAAGAUGUCGUCCUUGCCUGCCAGACCUAAAUCGUCUUCCCCGCGUGUAAGUGAACGAGGCUACUUAUCUGUGAUACCUUCUCGGCCAGAGUCAGAAAAUAGUGUUAAACAGGAGGGAAAUGAUAGUAGUGUCAACCAAUCCGAUAAAAAGCCAAAGUGGGCACUGCCCGAGUCAAGCUCCGCUUCCUCCGAGCUUCGCGUUCCUGACCUCAAAUCUCAGUGUGAUCUUGUUUCCAGUGGUGCAGGCGCUCACAAUUCUCCGCCAGAAAAUGUACAUCAUAACCGUCCUGAUGGGAAUACCCAGUCAAGUUUCACCCAAAAUCCUGGCCAUAAGACAUUUUCUAAAGCGGAGACUUCUCAACCAAAUGGUGAAAUGGCGUUUACGCGAUCUUCAGCUAGGCUUGAGACAAGUGGUGUUAGUGAUGACGUCACUAGUACUAGGAAAACUUUUAGUCCUAAAGCCACUAAUAUUCCUGACAAAUCUAAUGAAGGAGUUAAAGCGUGCAUCAGUUUUGACAGCUCUCAUUCUACAUCAGAUUGUAAGACUCAGCAGUGGCGGAGCAACGUUGGCUCAACUGGCCAAGCCUCUCAGGCUCUAGGCACAGAGAUGCUCGCCAUAAGGAGUCGGGUGCUGCGGGCAAGUCCCACGAGUAACUUUGAUGUGGAUAAGGAUGACACACAAGACACGGACUGUGGCGACGAUGAUGCCAGCAACGAUACAACUUCCGAUCCUGAUGAUGGCUGCUCCAAUAGCGCAGAAGCACUUUCAGCAUCAUCUCUGGCUACCCUGAAGAAUCAGGCUACUAAACCAAAUAAUCAUACAAGUAUCGACCCUGAUGUGCUAAAUACACCAUUGCGCGGUCGUCUUGCAACUAGACACAGUUCUUUUAUAAGCAAUGCUCAUGAGAGCGAUAGUAGCAAUAAACCACUCAGCCCAGGACCUAUUAGCAGUACAUGUUCGCAGACGCCAUUGGAAAUGGUUCAAAACAUUGUGAGCAGCAUUCCUUUACCUCCUGUCUCCCACGUGUGCUCCAGUGCUUCUUCUUUCCCAUCGGAUGGCGUGUCGUGUAGCUUACCAUCUUCUGCAUCUGUAACUGCUUCCACAGCUCGCCACACACCUCCAUUCCUGCCACAAGCAGUAGGGGGCUCGCAGCAAAGCACUCUAGCGACAUCGUUACACCACCGCAUUUACGACGGUGUUGUAAGAAGUGGCAUUCUUGUUCAGCAGCCGACAGUGGCAGUAAGUAGCAGCAGUGUUGUGGUGGUCAGCGGCCCUAAACACGCUUCUCAUGUGGCUUCACUGAGUGCUCUCCAGCCUGUUCAACCUCUCGUCCAUCUCGUCAACCCCUUCCCGUCAGCCACGCCACUCAUCAUUCAACAAACUGCCGGUAUUGGAGGCCUUGGUAGCAUCAGCGCUAUUUGCAGUAAUGCGCAGAUUUUGCCCACAUCUUGUACGGCUUUCGUUACCACACAGCAAGCCACUCCUGUCUCAUCAGGAACGCGCACUCCUCUGCCUCUGAGCAGCAGCAGCCCACAGCUCCAAGUGGCACACGUGGUCACCACAGAUGGACGUCUUGACAGCACUGGCUCCCCAUCUGGAUCUUCCACAGUUUCCACUCCUCACUCCACUCCUCCAGAUCCUGCACCUUCACCUCAACCGCCGAGAAAGCGCCGUCGUCGUAGGAACAGCUCAUCUUCCCAGGCCCUACCAAACAUUUUGCCAACCCUCAUAGUGAACAGCAGACCGCAGCAGCAGCAGUUAGUUGUCACUGGAUCACAAGCGCGUUUCACUUCUCAAGCAUCGAGCGCUGGCACGCACCAAGUGAUCACAAAUGUCAGUGCUGGCAGUAUGAUUGCUGCAUCUGCACCCACUGCAAUCAAUGUCGUACAGAUGGUGGGGCCGAGCAUGGCAGGCACUCUGACGGCUGGAACGCUUCAGCCUCCCGCUAUAUUGGUGGGUUCUAGUGCUUCGCCUGGCGUCAUACUUCCCUCAGACGCCACCUUCUUGUCAACGGAUCCCAACACGUGCCUCACGUACCCCGUGCAGAUAGUCGGAGUUACUGCAUCUCCUGCUCAACAAAUGGUGGCUGUGAGAUCUCAAGGCGCCUCCACUGAAGGAGGAAAAAUCGUCACGUGUCUAUCUUCUCCGCCAGCUGUGAGCAACAACAGCGGCGGCGUGCAUCUCUAUGCGCAUAACGCCAACCAAGCUGUCAUGAGCGCCCGGAGUCUGGGCGCUCCUGCAGCCGUGCUUGCGCCCGACUACCUGACAUACCAGCAACACGUGUUCAUGCAGCAGCCACUCGUAGCAAAGACGAGCAUUGCAGGCUUGAGUCCCCAAGGCACCGUAAUUUCUGCCGGCCAGCAGCACCUACUAUCAAGCAGCAGUAAUUGCUCUGAUGCUGGCCAUUCAUCAGUAUCCAUUUCAACUCAAACGUUACAGAACGAAUCUGAAAACUGUGACGUUAGCAGCACAGGAGAUUUUCAGCUGUGCCGCGUGUCUUGUGCUUCAUCGGUGUCGCCCAACUCGCCAUCUCACCAGAGCGCUGAGGUAACCACGACGAGGCUUGAUGAGGAGCCUCAGCGCGUUAGCUCGACUCCUCAUAAACCUCCCUCAGCAUCUGAUUGCCUCUCAAGUUCUGCCACUCCUCCUCAUCAGGCUUCAGGUUGGUGGUGACAGUCCAUUCUCUCGGCAACGAGAGGGGCAUCAUAGCUGCUCUGUCCUGCUCCUGGCCUCGUGUUAGUGUUUUACUGCUGCUAUUAACUUCUUACAGAUUUCACUUCACUCAUUUUUUUCGCUCACUGUCAUUCUCGCCUUUCGAAUUGUUGUAAUUGAAUUUAAUGUUCACUUUGAGAUAUUAAAAUAAAUAUUUCGUCUCAGCUUUGCUAGCAAAACGCCAUUAACGAUUUUUCAUAUUGAAUUGUGUACCUAGCUCUUUUGUCGAAAUUUCUGUUAGAUUUAUUAUUCGACUUCUAAAUGAAAAUUUAAACCAUUUUCAGACGAAGUUGAGUACAGGCGGAAAUAAAGCACGGAAAGCGACCCCCAAGCUUUCGAUUGUCUUCAAAUUCUUUGAACUUCUGAACACGAACCUUCUAACUUUUACCUGUUUCUAAACGUUAUAUUGUAUUCCCGUGAUAAUACCAUGAAUUCAUCUCGUUAUGUGUUAAUUUUAUUUGAUAUUUGCUCCUAAAAUUAUAAAUAGCAUUUUUCAUUUUGUUUGAAAUCAUGUAAGGCUGUUUUGCUACUUGAAAUUGAGACAUGCACGACUGUGGGAUUAUGUCUUUAUAUAGUAUUGAAUAUUUGUGUGAUGAAAUCCUCUGUUCUCGCUCGUUGAGUGUAUGCGCAGGUAGGAGGUUCGGUUUUCUAACUUCUUGUAAGCAGACUCGUACGUUUUUUAGGCUUUUGAUUUCUUUUAUGCCUUCUAUAUAAUAAGGCGUCUUGAAUUAAUAGAUUAGUUUUACGCCUUCAUUUUACAAUGAUCAAAUGAGACAGUCUUGUCCUCUUCCGCCUAGUACGAAGAAAAUAUGGCUUGUACCGUGAAUUUUGUAAUAAGAGUUUACUGUACAAGGAUGUAUUGUCAGACGUUGUGUAUAUUUUUAUGGUUACUCAAUGCAAAGUUAGAUAUUAGUUAUAGUUAGCUGAUAGAACAUUAUUCAAAGGUAUAUUUAUAUUUUCGCUAGACACCGGUCAGUGUUGAUGUACACAAGAAUGGAUAUAAAUCUAGAUUUAUUGUAUUUACUGUACAAAGCGGCCAUUGUUCGGCAUUAAGAUGGGUGCAAUGUCUCCAUAACUUGACGUAGCAUGAUACAGUGUUGUCACGUUGCUCUCUUAUUCAUAAAUGUAUUAAGUCGAAUGAUACGAGCACUUCCUGCACAUGUCCUUACCUCUUUCUUCCAUCCCAGCAUGUCUUGCAUCGUGGCUGCAUUCAACUAGUAAUACAACUGUAAUUAACGUCCCGUCAUUAUUACAACUGCUAUGUUGUAACGUAAGAUGUUACGGCAGCUGGUCAUGUCAUUCAUGUAACAGCUUGUAUUUAUGAGGCGAUGCCUCUUGAUAAUCAUGCAGUCUAGAAAGUUUUCAAGACUCCAGUUAAAUGCCAUAUUUCUUCUCACUUCUUCCCAAUUAUUAGAAAUUUAAUAAUUCUUCAACGUGUGGCAUCUCAUUUACGAUCAAAUGGUGCGGAUGCCAUGUUAUUACCAGUCAUUGGUUUUAUGCUUCUUGAUUAACUUUAUAUAAUUAGUUUGUACUUAUUCCUUUCAUUUUCAAUCAUUUGUAGUACCUGAAGUCAUGUAUAUUCUUUGCACCCUUGUUAAUGUCAAAGUCAAAUAAAAACACGUCUGUUGUGUGUUUGUUAUAUUUGACUUUGUAAACUUUCUGCCCCGAUGGCCUUUGAUACAUUCUAUCCAAUAGAAAAACUGAAGAGGAUAAUCACCUCAAUGGAUUGUUUUUUUUUUUUUCAGCCAAAACAGCUUAUCUGUUUCUGUUCACGAGUCCAGAUAUCAAUGCUUUAAUUCUUUCUUGAACUACUCAGUAGAUAUGAGCAGGUAAUUAUAUUUAGACUUGUUAGUAAGUUCACCUCUCAUGACCUCAUAUUCUUUUGUUUAGGUUUAUUUGAUUGAAUGAACAUUUUAUUGUAAAUAUCCUGCCUCACAUUGCAGUGGAGCUGCGCUUCUGGAAUCUCAGAGCAAUGUAUGUCCUGCUUCGUGAGAGACCUCUGCUUCUUAUGUUGUUCAUCUUCGUCUCGAUGUUACUUUCAAUUUUUUUUCUAUUAUUGAUGCUGAACUGUAAUUGUAUUUACGUUGUCAAAUGAAAUUUUAUUAUGAAA
Messenger RNA from Hyalella azteca, 10935 nucleotides. RefSeq names its product mucin-12. Lineage: Eukaryota; Metazoa; Arthropoda; Malacostraca; Amphipoda; Hyalellidae. The coding region runs from base 351 to 8786 and encodes 2811 amino acids. The record is from RefSeq and is a predicted model, not a curated record. The transcript has 7 exons. Gene Ontology annotation, molecular function: DNA binding.